AGCACCGAAGUGAUGGAAAAGAGGAGCAAUGUGACCGAAUUCAUUCUCUUGGGACUUGCCCAGAAUCCAGAGUCACAGAAACUUUUAUUUGUUUUGUUCCUGAUCAUCUACCUGGUAACUCUUUUGGGAAACCUGCUUGUGGCCAUAACCAUCGAGGCCAGCCAGAACCUCAGCUCCCCUAUGUACUACUUCCUCUCAUACUUAUCUUUCAUAGAUGCCUUCUACUCCUCUUCCACUACUCCCAAAAUGAUUGUAGACAGCCUGUCGGCCAGGAAAGUCAUCUCCUAUGAUGGUUGUAUGGUCCAGCUCUUUGUAUCACACUUCUUUGGAGGGACAGAGGUCAUCCUUCUCAUUGUGAUGGCCUAUGACCGUUACGUGGCCAUCUGCAAACCCCUGCACUAUUUGAUCAUCAUGAACCGGAAGGUGUGUGCCCUACUGGUGGGGGUGGCCUGGGUAGUGGGCUUCUUUCAUUCAGUAAUUCAGGUUCUCUUCCUCUUCCGGCUGCCCUUCUGUGGUCCCAAUGUCAUUAAUCAUUUUCUCUGUGACAUGUACCCUUUGUUGGAACUCGCCUGCACAGACACCUACAUUGUGGGCCUGUCGGUGGCCGCCAAUGGCGGCCUGAUCUGCACAAUCUGUUUCCUCAUGUUGGUCGUCUCUUACAUGGUCAUCUUGAACUCCCUAAAAAGUUAUACUUUGAAGAUAAGGCAAAAAGCCCUCUCCACAUGUGGCUCUCACGUCACGGUCGUCUUGCUGUUCUUCAUUCCCUGUAUCUUCAUCUACAUGAGACCUGCCUCCACCUUCUCCAUAGAUAAAGCAGUGGCCGUAUUCUAUGUUUUCAUUACUCCCAUGUUAAACCCCUUGAUCUACACCGUGAGAAAUGCGGAGGUGAAAAAUGCCAUGAGGAAGUUAUGGAGCCAAAUAAUGACUUCAGGAGAGAAGUGA
Ornithorhynchus anatinus (platypus) is the source of this 942-nucleotide messenger RNA. RefSeq names its product olfactory receptor 4A15-like. Gene Ontology annotation, biological process: G protein-coupled receptor signaling pathway. NCBI's taxonomy places the organism in Eukaryota, Metazoa, Chordata, Mammalia, Monotremata, Ornithorhynchidae. The transcript has a single exon. The coding region runs from base 13 to 942 and encodes 309 amino acids. Gene Ontology annotation, molecular function: G protein-coupled receptor activity; olfactory receptor activity. Gene Ontology annotation, cellular component: membrane. The record is from RefSeq and is a predicted model, not a curated record.